Molecule: messenger RNA, 1086 nt
Organism: Morus notabilis
Lineage: Eukaryota; Viridiplantae; Streptophyta; Magnoliopsida; Rosales; Moraceae
Exons: 3
Coding region: 175-900 (241 amino acids)
Cellular component (GO): trans-Golgi network; endosome
Source: RefSeq, a predicted model, not a curated record
GAGUUUCAUUCGGAGGAUAUUGGUUGAAAAAAUCCACAAAACAGAGGACGACGACGAACAGGACUUAAUCCGAACACAAAGAAACGCCGAACACGACAGAGAUAAACAUAAACAGAAGAAACACGAGAGAAAAAAGAAAAGAUUAAGAUGAAUGCUUAAUGAACUGGAGUCUAAAUGGCAAACCCUAGAAGAAGUUCAUAUUCACUCAACAUAACCACCAACAACCAGAGCUCAGGCUCAGCAGAAAACCCACUUCAGUUUCAUGGCCAAAGCAGUACCAGCAGCAGCUUUUCACUUUCCUAUCUCUCUCUCCUUCACUUUCUCAAAAAGCCCCACGCCUUCCCUUUUCUCCUCUCAGUCUUCCUUCUCCUCACUUGGGUUUCUCUCAGAAUCCAACGCUUUUCACGCUCCUCCGCCGAAAAUUCUCCUCGCUUCCGACACCCAUGGACCCACUUCGACGAUUCCCAGGUCAAUCUCCGCCGAUUCCCUUCUGGGUUUCCUUCCCCGAUUGCCAAUGAUAAAAGGGGUUGGUUGAUCAACCCCGUUUCUCUUGCCCUUGAUUCUGGCGUUUCGGGUGGAGCUGUAACUUGUGUUUCGGUUCACGUUGUCGAGAUACGACCCGGUGCCAUACGCGGAAAUCACAGACACUACUCCUGUAAUGAAACAUUUGUCAUAUGGGGAGCUAAAACAAAAUUUAGGCUGGAAAACAGUCGGGUAGACAAGGGUUACGCUGAAGUGAUAAUUGGAGCGGAUGAGGUUGCUGUUGCAACGAGUCCGAGUGGAACCGCUCACGUUAUAGUUAACAUGGAUCCCUUGCGGAGUACAUUCCUAUUAGGAUGCCAAGACAGCAUUGUAAACUAUAACAACUCAACUGAUUAUAAUGUUUGGAAAGAUCUUUGAAGUUUUUCCCCCUGCUUGAUUGGCCAGUACUCCAAUCCGGUGACUUGGAGUCUAGCCGUCCGGGAUGCCUAUAAAAGUUGUGUGUAUGCCCUCUUUUCUUGUCCUAAUUUAUUCGUGUUGAACACAAUUUCAUCUGUUUAACUAUCUGAUUUCGAUGAGGUCAACUGUUUCUAAGAGUUUGCUCUU